AAAUGUCUUCUUUUCCUAAUAAUUCUUAAACCCUAAGAGGCCUAACCUUCCUGCAACUCAGCUUUUCAGUCAUCAUUCGAAGUUACACUCAUUUUGCUUAACAUCUACAUGUAUGUUCAGAUUGGUGCCUACCUACAGAAGUAGGCAUAUAUCCAGAAGUUUGCCAUCGCUUCAAGCUCGUUGCACCUUGUUUUCAGCAUCAGCAUCAGCAUCAGAGAACUUUUUGCAACAUACAUCAGAUGGAGGCUCUGCACAGGGGAUCGAUUUCGACGGCCUAUUCAAAUCCUGCAACCGAGUGCACGGUGCUAAGCUCUUGCAUGCCCUUGUUGUUGUUUCGGGGAAAGCUCAAAGUGUCUUUUUCUCUGGCAAGCUUGUUAAUGUUUAUGCUUACCUUGGUGAUGUCUCAUUCGCGCGUCGCACAUUCGAUCAUAUCCCCAACAAAGAUGUUUAUACCUGGAAUUCAAUGGUUUCAGCUUAUGUUCGGACUGGUCAUUUUCGGGAAGCUGUAGAUUGCUUCUAUCGGUUUUUCUUGACUUCUGGUCUUCAACCUGAUUUCUACACUUUUGCUCCUGUGCUAAAAGCUUGUAAGAAUCCACUUGAUGGAAUGAGGAUACAUUGCGUGGUACUAAAAUUUGGAUUUGAAUGGGAUGUAUUUGUCACCGCUUCCUUGGUUCAUAUGUAUACCAGGUUCGGAGCUUUCAGCUAUGCUCGUAAAUUGUUUGAUGAUAUGCCGGUACGAGAUAUGGGUUGUUGGAAUGCAAUGAUUUCCGGAUACUGUCAAAAUGGCAAUGCUGCCGAGGCAUUAGAUGUUCUGAAUGAGAUGAGAUUGGAAGGGGUAAUAAUGGAUCCAGUUACUAUUGUUAGCAUUCUUCCAAUUUGUGCACAAUCAGAUGAUAUUUUAAAUGGAAUGUUGAUUCAUGUAUAUGCUAUAAAACGUGGGUUGGAGUUUGACUUGUUUGUGUCUAAUGCUUUGAUUAACAUGUAUGCCAAGUUCGUUAAGUUGGCAAAUGCGCAGAAGGUUUUUGAUAACAUGGUAGUAAGGGAUGUGGUCUCUUGGAACUCGAUAAUUGCUGCCUAUGAGCAAAAUGAUUAUCCGGACAGGGCACUAGCUUUAUUCUACAUGCAGCUUACUGGGAUUAGUCCUGAUCAUCUUACGCUGGUGAGUCUAUCUUCUAUCGUUGCUCAAUUAGGUGGUUCUCGGAGUGCUAAGUCCGUCCACGGAUUUGUCAUGAGGAGAGGUUGGAUUCAGAAAGAUGUCAUCUCUGGAAAUUCAGUGGUUGACAUGUAUGGUAAAUUGGGUGACAUCAACUCUGCACGUGCAGUUUUCGAUGCCCAACCUGUUAAGGAUGUGGUAUCUUGGAACACUUUAAUCACCGGUUAUGCUCAAAAUGGUUUGGCAAGUGAGGCUAUCGAAGCAUUCGACCUGAUGCAAGAGUACAAGGAGGUGGCACCAAAUCAAGCAACAUGGGUCGGCAUUUUACCUGCUUAUUCUAGUGUAGGCGCCUUGCGACAAGGAAUGAGAGUUCAUGGGCUGUCAAUUAAGACAUCUCUAUAUUUUGAUAUCUUUGUGGGGACCUGCCUCAUUGACAUGUAUGGGAAAUGUGGAGAAUUAGAUGAUGCUAUGACCUUUUUCUACGAAGUACCCAAAAUGAAUUCUGUCCCCUGGAAUGCCAUAAUAUCUUGUCUCGGAAUUCAUGGGCAUGCUGAGAAAGCUAUUAAACUAUUUAGAGUGAUGCGAGAAGAGGGAGUGAAGCCGGACCACAUAACUUUUGUAUCUCUGCUCUCAGCUUGUAGCCAUUCAGGUUUGGUCGAAGAGGGUCAGUGGUGCUUUAAUGUGAUGAAGGAAGAGUACGGGAUUGAGCCUAUUUUGAAGCAUUAUGGUUGCAUGGUAGAUAUGUUUGGUCGUGCUGGGCUUCUCGAAAUGGCAUAUAAUUUUAUAAAAAACAUGCCAAUAAAGCCAGAUGCAUCAGUUUGGGGUGCCCUUCUUGGUGCCUGUCGAAUUCAUGGAAAUGUCGAUUUGGGUGCCAUUGCUUCCGAACGCUUGUUUGAAGUGGAUUCAGAGAAUGUCGGGUACUAUGUUCUGUUGUCCAACAUCUAUGCAAAUAUCCAGAAAUGGGAAGGAGUGGAUAAAGUAAGAACACAAGCCAGAGAUAUGGGAUUGAGGAAGACUCCUGGAUGGAGCUCAAUCGAGGCGAAUAAUAAGGUCGAUAUCUUUUACACCGGAAAUCAAAGCCAUCCAAAAUGUGAGGAGAUAUACAAGGAGUUGAGGAGUUUGAAUGCUAAAAUGAAAAGCCUAGGCUAUGUUCCGGACUACAGUUUUGUUUUGCAGGAUGUUGAAGACGAUGAGAAGGAGCAUAUCCUUAUGAGCCAUAGUGAGAGAUUGGCGAUUGCAUUCGGAGUUCUUAACACCCCUCCUAAAACUCCAAUCCGAAUAUUCAAGAACCUGAGAGUGUGUGGUGAUUGCCACAAUGCAACCAAAUACAUAUCUAAAAUAACUGAGCGAGAGAUCGUCGUGCGGGAUUCAAACCGUUUUCAUCAUUUCAUAGACGGGGUUUGCUCUUGCGGUGACUACUGGUAACGUGAAUCAACAGUCGAGCCGGGGCUCGGGUUGAUUAUCAGUUAACCAUGCAUCCGGAACGAGUUGCACUUUCGAAUUUGCUAACUGAUCUGGCUUAGUCAAAGAGUUCAUUCUUUGCCAUUUCUGAAGUACAAAUACUCCUUUGUGUUUUCUUUCUGGUCCAUGCCGUUCAUCUUUACGUGUCGUGUUCGUGUAUAGAUUGCGAAACAUUUGUGUAUUCGUGUCGUGUUUGUGUUAGAAUUUCAAGUCGAGUCCGGUCGGAGUGAUUCGGCCACUGGAAUUGUGCCAGAAUGGAAGGAAUGUCAGGGGGUCCACGUUCUUAUCUGGACUCAAGCCAACAUGGAAACUGGAAAAAA
Molecule: messenger RNA, 2934 nt
Organism: Hibiscus syriacus
Lineage: Eukaryota; Viridiplantae; Streptophyta; Magnoliopsida; Malvales; Malvaceae
Product: pentatricopeptide repeat-containing protein At4g33990-like
Exons: 3
Coding region: 113-2578 (821 amino acids)
Biological process (GO): RNA modification
Molecular function (GO): protein binding; RNA binding; zinc ion binding
Source: RefSeq, a predicted model, not a curated record